AUGCCCUGUCCAUAUCAUGAGAAGGACCAAGGAACAAUCUACGCUAUUUCGCCGCACGAAUCCAUAGCAUCGAUUCCUUCUGCUAUGCCCUUCAUCCGCACGCCCGAAUCAGCAUAUCUGGGUAACAGCCAGCGAGGAUAUUUUGAAACCACCAACAAAGUGUCCAGUUCGAUUGCUCCAAGUCUUGCCGCUCGAAGUUCUACUCGGCCUAUCUCAAUUGUAGGCGAACACAGUCAAGACUCGCAGGACGAGGAUGUCGACGCAGAGACUUGUCGCAACGAAUGUCCAGAGCUCUCAGAUCCUAAUCAACGCACAUAUCAGUCUAAUGGUGACGCAAGCGAUGGGCCCAUGGCUGAUUCUAUCGGAAAAGGGGCUGCGAACAUGCACCACGCUCCCCAAGCCCUCCAAGCCCGGCAGCAAGUGCAAUCUUGCAAUGGUUCCCAUAGCUCCGAUAGGCGAAAGCUCAGGAAGAAGCUCCGUAGGAAGACCCUGGAAUCUCAAGUCCUUGCAUUCCGAGCUUGGGAAAAGCCCCAUCGUACAGACGAGCAUAUAAAUCCGGGGGUUUAUCGUGGAUUCUGGAAAUGGCUUGCGCGCAGCUUGACUUUUUACAUCCCUUCCUGGUUCCUCAAGAGAUACCUCAGGAUGGAAGACCUUCGGCAACGUCUAGCCUUCCGACAAAAGGUGCUUUUCUGCCUUCUGCUUGCGGCCAUUUAUGCAUUGCUUUGCUACUUUCUUGUCAUUCAACCCAUGGCCAGCUGUAUCUUGAAAGUGCACAUCGGCAUGAUUUCCAACGACAGUACCUUCUGCAGCAUGAUCAGCAACAUCAUUUACGUCUAUAUGGGUCUGGGUGGCGGUUUCAUGCUCCUAGUCAUGUUCUGCGUUGCUCGUAUUCGGUAUACUAGCCGUUCUUUCGAAGAACAUGUUACUCUGCUGGUAAUGCAGAUCCCCUGUUACAACGAGGACGAAUCCACGCUCCGGAAAACAAUUGAGUCGUGCGUCCAGUCGAGUUAUGAGAAAAAGCGCAAGCUUCUUUUCAUUGUCGCAGAUGGAACGGUUGCAGCUGCUGACCAGAAGCCAACCUACAGAAUCUUGUUGGAUGAUAUUUUCGACCAUAGUGCAGACCUGGAGGUGGGAAUCGAGAAUCAAGCUCACUCAUACACGUCGUAUGACGGGGAUUGCGCUUCUGAGAACCGAGCUUUCACCUGCACUGGCCACUAUCGAGGGGUGCCUUACGUCAUUGUAAUCAAGAUUGGGCGGGACGACGAACAAGAUAGCCUAAAACCCGGGAACCGAGGGAAACGUGACUCUCAGCUCGUGGCCUACAACUUCUUCCACUACGUCAACUACCGACGGUUCUGGAACCCACUCUUCGAAAACCUUGAGUUUCAGAUGCGAACCUGCCUCAAAACAGACGCUCCGGAUGCCAUGUACAUGCUGGCCAUCGAUUGUGACACCGAGGUUGAUCGAUCAGGAAUCUCGUACCUUGUGGACCGACUUCAAAAAGACCACAAGCUCGUCGGAGUAUGCGGCUACACAGGAGUCGGCAACGGUAUGAGCAGUUUUGUCGCCAGCAGUCAGGUUUUUGAGUAUUGGCUUACUCACGCCGUCCUAAAAGCAGUGGAGAGCGUAUGCUCCAGUGUCUUUGUCCUCAGUGGAUGUUUCACCAUUUACCGACUGAAAUGGCCAAACAACAGACCAGCUCUUUUGCAUCCACUUCUCUUGGAAGAUUAUGCAGGAAGCUAG
Molecule: messenger RNA, 1743 nt
Organism: Alternaria atra
Lineage: Eukaryota; Fungi; Ascomycota; Dothideomycetes; Pleosporales; Pleosporaceae
Exons: 1
Coding region: 1-1743 (580 amino acids)
Cellular component (GO): cell periphery; cell septum
Molecular function (GO): chitin synthase activity
Source: RefSeq, a predicted model, not a curated record